Messenger RNA from Asparagus officinalis (garden asparagus), 1449 nucleotides. RefSeq lists its product as uncharacterized. Lineage: Eukaryota; Viridiplantae; Streptophyta; Magnoliopsida; Asparagales; Asparagaceae. The record is from RefSeq and is a predicted model, not a curated record. The transcript is spliced from 6 exons. The coding region runs from base 95 to 1222 and encodes 375 amino acids. Gene Ontology annotation, cellular component: Golgi apparatus.
CUCCUCUCCCGCCCUCCACAAGUUCACCCCCUAAUUCUCCGCCAUCCAAAAUGAACCGAAUCAAUUCCAACUCCAAAGUCAAAAUCGAAACCCCAUGGCCUCCAACUCCAGAUCCACUCUUCACCGGCGUCCAGUCAACCCCUCGACCACCCGUUGCGCCGCCGGCGGACGUCUCGUCCCCGACGUCGACCCGCCGCCGAAGCCUCCGGCGAUCCUUCAAGUCCUUUCUUUCGGCAUCAUCGUAUUCUUGGCUUGCCUCCAGUUCUUGCCGGCGACUCACAUUCGCGAUCCCAGGAAUCCCCUCCGCUAUUGGAUCCCUCUCGGUCCUAAUCGGACUGUGAAGUCCGAAAAUGUGGAAAUUGGGAGGAUACAUGUUGUUUCGUGGACGGAUUGUUUGGAUCUUCGCGCGAUAGCGGUUCUUGUCAACUCUACUCUUUCCAGCUCAAGAUCCCCAGAGAAUAUUCACUUCCAUUUCUUUAUACCUGAAGGUGAAGAUGAGGAAUUGUCCUAUUACAAGUUGAAAGUUCUACUGCCUCAUUCUAACAUGGAUAUCAUAGGGCAAAAAGAAGUUAAGGAGAAACUACAAAUUGCUCUACCUGAAUGGAACCUGCUAUGGUCCUCACUGGAGAUUAUACCUCUUGUAAUCCCAUUAAUUAAUCAUUCCUGGAGCAGAUAUUUAUACGUUUCCUCAGAUACUAUGAUCAAGGGAAAUGUUGAAGAACUAUAUGGUGUUCAUUUGGGCCUUUAUGCUAUUGCAGCUGCUACGGACUGCAGCAGAAUUUUGGGUAGUUAUGUAAACAUUGAUGUUGUCAAUGCCAUACAAAGAACAGCUGCCAAAAGCUGGGUAUCUGAUGAACCUUACGAUAAGAAUGCCUGCACACCGGAUUUCAGUUUGCUUUUAGUCCAUGCAGAGAAAUUGGAUAAAGAGUUGAUGAAAGCUAUCUCGUGGUGGAUUAAAGUUCUCAAUCUGAAAGAUGAGGGGAACAUUAAGAUUAAUGCAGCUGUUGCGUUGGCGCUUCACAGCAAAUAUCUGAAACUUCCUUCUCUUUGGAAGAUACAUGAUUCAGUUUCUUCAGGAUUUCAAAAUGAAACGAAUGUUCUCCGCUAUGAUGGGCCUGCAAGGGUCUGCUCAGAAGACAAGAGACAACACCAAGAAUUAGAUACUAGCAAUACAUGGCGGCAGUAUCUGAAUCCAAAAUCAGAUGGUGUCUUAGCCCGUUAAAAUUAUCAUUCAUUUAUCACUGCAUGCAAGUGUUACUUUGUCCCUUUUCAAACGAAAUUGUUGUGCUUGGAGCGGGAAGAUGAAGAUCCAUGGAGGGUGGGCUGCAGUCCUUUACCUUGUGAUUAUAAUCUGGCAAGUCUGUCUUCAGAGAGAAAACUAUGAACAUGUGACAAUUUGUGAUUAAAUUAGCAGUGUGUGUGUGUGCGCGUGUGUUGUGGUUGUGGUUG